AGAACCAGUGACAAGAGGUAACAAAAGAAAAUAUGGCUGAUAACACAAAACUUGUCGAAGGUAUGUUAACGUCUAUUCCCUGUUUUUAAUGUCACGCGAUAAAAAAUUAAAAUGAAAACCGUUCAAUCAGGAAAGUCCAGAAUCUGGGAAAUGCUUUGCCGAGAUCGGCCAGAAUUAGGUUUGUAGGAUAUAUAUGCGAGAUAGUCGGAAAAACUCAUGAAAGUAGAACCUAAGAAGAACGGAUAGUUUCUUAGUCUGAAUUUCGGUGACGUCAUGUAAAAACAGACAAUUAUCUCGGCGGGUGCCCACCUUAGUAUAGAACGCAAUUUAGAUUAUAAGAAAUCAGUCAAAACUUUCCCAACGGUGUCCUCAGAGACAGCAUUAACAAAGACGGAAAAAGAAUUUGGUAUUUAGGAGCGAAAACGGGUACGGUAUUAUUCAAGCAAACCGCCCAGGUGAUUUAGCUACAACGUUUUACAUAACUUUAGCAACCAAAUCACAUGACUGCGCUUGCAAUUUUGACUGGACUGUUCUGUAUUACGUCGCUUGGUAGUUGAACCCGUCCACAGCAACAAGAUAGGAACUACCACAGCAAUGACCAAUGAGUCUAUUAAUCAAUAUAUAUAAAUUAUGUACAUUUUUCAACGUAGAUGAUAUUUUAUUAUUAAAUUAUUUUCCACUAACAAAUUAUGUCCCUCUUGAAGAUGAAGUGUCGCCCCCACCAUAUCCAGCACAACAAGUUAACUUGCCUGCUCAGUCAGGUUAUUCAGCUCAGCCUGGUUACUCAGCCCAGCCUGGUUACCCAGCCCAGCCUGGUUACCCAGCCCAGCCCGGUUACCCUGCCCAGCCUGGUUACCCACAGCAACCAUAUAAUGCACAGCCGGGGUACCCAGGCCCUCAGCCUUUUACUGGACAACCCAUGGGUUAUCCACAACCGUACCCAGUGACGCAGCAAAGUUCAACAACGGUGGUUAUGCAGGUACGGUUUUUAAAUAAUAUUGUAUGGGUGCAGUUGAGGGGAAUGCUUAGAUCAUAAGAACUAAAGAGGUAUUAAUUUGAUGACGUCAUGAGCGUGCCCAAUGGAAAUAGGAAGAAAGCUCCUGCUAUGAAUUUUUUCUUGCGAAUAUUCUAGUUUUGUUGUAAUUCCUUAUGACAUGAAGAUGUCAGGAAGAAAGUUUCGCAUCCGUUAAACGCAGCUGGGUAGGGUGUGUUAUAUAGCUUCUUAAACGAAUGAUUUCGCUUCGAUUUUUAUUUAUCUAAUUUUUUUUCGCGAAAUAUUUAAGGAGCUUAAAAAAGGAUGCCACAGAAACAUCGAAUAAAAGAAGCAAGGCUGAUUUUACAGUCGGGAAUAUACAUUUUUUGUUACCAAUAUUUCGCAAGGCACGGCCUUCCUUCUUCAGGGUCUUACAUACAAUAUUGGUGACAAAAAAUAUAUAUUCGGGACUGUAAAAUCAGCCAUGCUUCUUUUGUUCGAUAUUUCAACUUAUAGCUGAUGAGAUUCAGUUUAUUAGGAUCGGGUCCUUCUUUUUUGUAACGUUGGUCUUUGCUUCCGAAAUUCAAUGCACGUUCAGACGUAGUAAUUUUCCAAUAAAAUCGGUAACAGCUAAUCUUUAGUUGAAUGUAGGAAUCUUGUGAUUGAAAUAAUACUAAUUGCUUCUCCAUUGUAUUUCAUUUAUUAGCCCAGCCAAACAGUCAUCUUGCCGAUGACUCCUCGUCCACAGAACUGGCUGGCCUUGUCCAUUUUGACCUGUUUGUUCUGUUCCUGCCCGAUCGGGUUAGCCGCCAUUGUCUUCAGUAGCAUGGUAAGUCUGUCAUUCUUUUUACGUGAAAAGUCGGUUGCUAUGGGUAAGUUAAGACGUCAUCAGUGGCAAAAGUUCGACCAUUUUUUUUAGCAUAACUACGCGCUCUUUUUGCACUUUUUCUCUAAAAUAAGCAAACAAUCAAAGCAAAAGUAACAAAAACGACAUAAAAAUUAUCAAAAGCGUAAAAUGUUUCAUUAAAUGAUCAUUCACCUCAAGUGUGACAUACGCCUUGUUUUUUCCCAAUUUUUUAACUUGAAAUGUGAGUUUUCGGUAAAUGUUCAAACGGUGGCGGCCGUUUUGAAUACUUGUCAUUGCUGGGUCUGUGUGACACUUGAGAUUAACGAGACGAAUGAGUAUAAUAUCUAUAAAAGUGCUAUUCAGCUUUCCUCGUUCCAUUCUUCUUGCGGGAUUGCGUUUCCGCUGCCAAAAAUUUUCCCUGAAAUCGUAAAGUGAGCCUGCUCGCAGGUUAUCAAACAUUUUGACGCCAUCUCUCUUCAGAAAUCCAGCUCAACCGCCUAAGCCAAUGUAACAUUAAUGUGACAUUAAUCCUACCCUGUUAUUUUUGGAUCGCUAAGUUUUCCUUCUUUGCAUUUUCUCUUUUUUCCUUUUUUUCGAAGGCUUAUUGAUCACUCCUCAUACGUUCUUGACUAGUAAUUAUAUUUCAUACGUCCUGUUUUUUGUACGGUAUUUACCAUUUGGCGAAAUCUUUCACAACAAUUUCAGUUUUAAAUGAUCUUUAGAAUCCCUCCUCUCCUCUGUCUGUUUCGUACCUUGCCUUGCAAAGUUGUGUUAUGUCCGUUUUCUGACCUCGAUAUCUACUAUUAUCAUUAUUAUUUCCAGGUGGAUAGUGCAUAUGAUGGAGGUGAUUACGAAGGCGCAAGACGAAACUCAAGAAUUGCUAUGUGGUUGAAUAUCUCCUCUCUUCUCUGUGGCGUGGGCUUGUUCGUUUUUAUCGUCAUUUAUUUCGCCACAAUAUAACUGCCUAGUGCUUUUACCAACUGGACACAAAAAGUCGUCUGCGUUUUUUAUACAGUACUUUAACAAGGAGAUGAAGUAGUUUUAACCUUGGCUUUGUCGUGUUAAAUUACCUUAAGCUUUAUAAGUAAUGCUCGUUUGUUUGUUUUUGGAACGAAAUCUCAACUAGAAUUCGUAAUCAUAUCAAGUGAUUUACUGGGCGGGCUAUGACAGUUUACGCGGGUGGGCCACACUCCCCUCCUGCACGCGCGCGCGUCCUCGAUAUUCUCCUUUCGCCCUAAAACAAAACCAGCACCUGUUACGUAUAGGCUAGGCCCGUAAGACAGUUUGUAAUUAGCUGGGACUGUGUUUAUAAGGAAGUGUCCUCCGUUUUGUAUAACGCUAUGAAACUGGAUCGAAAAAAACAGUACUUAAAGCCAGCUGCGUGACAAAGCAAAAUGUCUCCUAUAAGCGUUAAAAUGGUCUAGCCAGAAUGCGGAAGUAACUCCGUGUGCCAUAAUUGUAUAUUCUUCUCUUAGCUUUGGAAAUCGAAAAAGGUACCGCGGGCUCGACAAAAUGCUCCUGUAGAGUGACAUCAAACGACUUCCAUUCCAAAUCCAUGUCAAUUCUUGCCAUCUGUAGCAUAGCAACAGACGACACGAAAAACAGUUUCUGUGCCUAAAUUUACUCUUAAACAGCAAAACUGUAACAUUAAUUUUGGAAUUCAAUUGAUACGAACACAACUAUCAAAGCUUUUUGAAAAGAUAGAAAAUAACGCAACAUGGAUCCUUACUGACAUGGCUCACACAAGGAGCAAUUUAGAAUAUUUUGCAAUUCAAAUUUACUUGCGUGCAGAUCAAUUUCCGGACAAAGCUCAGCAUCCAAUCAGCUUCUUCUACUGGGUCAUAGUGCAUAACAUUAUUGCGUCAACACGUAAAGAGUUAUUUCAUAGUUUCCUCCUUUCCCAGUUGAAUUCAUUAGUUUCUCAAAGAUCUGGGUGUGAUUUCCAAGCCGGACUUUUGACUAAGGUAAGGAGACAUUGCUUCAAUGUCACAGACAGCACGUUUGUGGUUGUUUAAUGUAUUAGUCUAUUUGUUAAUUUACCACAAAGGGUUCAUUUACGUAGCCUUCGUCGGUCGACUGCGCAAGCAAAAGCUUAUACCCGUGCUAAGAAUUGUUAUUCAAAUUUACGUUUAAGUUCAGUGCUAUAGAUGACUUAAAUAAGAGCUAAGACAAGCAGGAAAUCUUUAGGUUUUUCUGUAUUAAAGUAUUCAUUCAUGAAAUAAACACUUGUUCGAUUGAGUCACAGUAGACCACGUUCGCGAACAUUCCGUGUCUCGUUAUUAUCCAGUGAUUAGUUACGAUCAGUUUCAUUUCGAUGUAAACCUCCUCUUUUUUGGUUGGUGGAAUUCAUCUGGGAAGAGCUUAGGGUAAGAAGAAGGGGUUGUUUUGAUACCACAGAAAACGAGUCCUUGUUUUUGUUAUCUUGGUUGUAAUUCUGAAUCUAUUAAAUAGCUUUGUCAUGUCUUCUAGUGCCUUCAUGAAUGCGGGUUCAUUCCUUUAUUUUUUUCAGUUUCAAUGUUCCGUUGAGUAGACAACAAAGUACUCAUAUCCUAAUUGUAGCGUAAAAAGAAACCAUCUUAUUUAUAUGCGCAUGCCUGCAUUCUCCUCGUUAACCAAACUGAAUAAUAAGCCUUCCUUUGGUGGUCCUGUAAAUGUGUAUGGUCCGUCUGCUAUUAUUAGGGAGCUUUAAGCAACGGUGUUUUUGAGCGACGGACGUCAACCGGAAGUGGACUUUUUCAAUCACUGGGCAGUGGUUUGGUUCAAAUUCUCGGGUAAAUCGUCUUAAUAAGAGAAAAGAAACUUAGCAAUACAAAUUUGUUAGCGCCAAGGCAGAUAAAAAGGGAGAAGGCCUCACUUCCGGUUGACGUGCAUCGCUCAAAAACGUCUUUGCUUAAGCUCCCUAAUAUUAGACUUGGACCAACUUGACGCUCCGAGUUCCAAUCAUUGGACCAAAUUUAGGUGAAAAUAAUGAAAAUAAUAACCUCUUCUUACUGUAAACAGAAGAGAAAAGGAAUGAAAGGUCACGUUACCGACAGAUUAAUCUGUAUCGUUUCGUUCAAAAUUAAGUAGAUUCCUUCUUGUGAUCUUUGGCUUGUUUGCUUUCGUCCGCUUUUAUUAAUUGAAGUCGAUUUUCUUUUCGUGCACGUGUGUUUCGAUGCUUUAGUCCGCCAAGUCAAUAAUAACUUUUUACUGGCAAAAUUCCACCGCAGUAUAUAAAAGUUGAUUACCAUUGGGAGUCAGUCUGAUUGGGAGUUAUGAAAGAAGUUUUUGUUGUUUCUGUAACUGUCAAAUUAACCGAAUUGCAAUGCACCAGCUAAAAUUGAUCGAGGUGCUUUCUCAGUGAUGGCUACACAUUUUACAACGCGGAAACGCCGUGUGCCGAGCUACCGGUAAAUGCUUUCUGCCUAUAAGUGCGGAUAUAGGUUCUGAGACGUCAUAAAUUUCUGCGAGAUGUUGUUGAAGUAGAAGACCCUUGGUAACUAUAAUCUUUCUGAGGACUUAACGAUCGGUAUGGUCUGCGUUCUUAACUGUAAAGGCUUUUUAUUAGGGCUAUUCGACCCUCUGUAGCUCAAUCCAAUACUUGUGCUAUUUUUUCGCAUUGUUUCGGUAUUGAUUUUGCGCUUUUAAGACUGUCAGCUGAAAUCAGGAUUGAAAUAUAAGUUUCCGUUCGAGAUAUCGCAAUAAGGACGCAACGUGAUUAAGAUGGCGCUUUUCAAAAUGCCAUUCAAAGUGAUCCAGGACGAAUAUAAUUUCUACUGUCGUUCAACUAUUGUAACCUCACCUGGGCAUCUACAUAUGCCUCCUACCUUGAACCCCUCUAUCUACUCCAAAAGAAAGCCAUUCGAAUGAUCACCUCCACCUCCACCUCCACGAACUCGUUCUAAGCCUCUUUUCUCGAAGCUUAAGAGCCAAUGUCUGUAAUUUUCGAGAAUCGGUUGACAGUCGUGAAUUUUUGAAUUUCUUCAUAUUUCGCCCAAAUAAUCUCUAUAGUACACUAAUUUCAAAAAUCACGUUAAAACUUGUAACUGCUUUUUAUUUUUUCAGGAAUCAGGCAAAGUUUGAUAAACUCUAAAUCGGCGCUCUUUCGAGUAUGAAAUUAGCGAAAAUUGAGCAUUUUCUUCGCGCUCGUACAUAAAUACAGAAUGAUAUCUCUAGAUGAAAUCAAGUCACAAAACAGACACACAUUUUUACUUUAUAAUUCAGCAAUUAACUUUAAAUAAACCGUUUAAAUGUGACUGUACCGGCCGCAAGAAGAAACACGGUUUCAGCACUUUUCAAAAAUGACAAAUUUGACCUAACUUCACCAUCGUAAAAACCCAGUUGGUACAUAGAAAUUCAAUAUGAAACAAGAACUGUAUUGAAGCAUAUCCUUUGCUGUUGUUUGUGUUAAAAUAUUUCUGGCGGCAUUUCAAAUGCGCACCUUCGAGAGACCAAAACCUGAACAGUAUUUUGACUCCAGGAAAGCACGUGCAACAAGCAAGUUUCGACGCUUGGAAUAUUAAUCCUUCGCAAACAUAAGUUACUUCGACAUUUAAACCCUAGUCAGAGUUGUAACGGUUUCAGAUUAUAUUUCGGCGUUUCUGCUCGGUUUAACAUGAUUCCUUUCAGCUGAUUUUUGCGAUAAACCAUAAUGAAGAGACACGAAUACGCAGUUCAAAUCACAGUUAGGAGGGGGGAAUAUUGUCGAAAUACUCGCUUGCUAUAGUUUUAAUCGUAUUGAAACCUUGAAAUCAGAAAAGUUAUUUACUUACCUGAACUUAAAUGCUACACGGGUUCACAGUACCGCUGAUUAAAUUCUGCAUCACGGCAGAAUCAAAGUUAAGUUUGUAUAUGUUUUCAAUCUGUCAACAUGAGGGAAGAUGACAUUCCGGAAGUGCGUGACGCGUAACGCGCCGGAAAAGAAAUUCCUGGUAUAUAAAGUGUUUUACGGUGCAAGUCAUUGUUGUAUGUUCUUAUAGCAUCUCGCACAUAUUCAAACUUGGUUUGUGGCGCCUGUGGCCCCAGUAAUGCUGAAUUUAUUGCGAUCAUAGAAAAGAUGUCGUGAGUCACUUGGUAUGCUCCUGACUUGUUAGUCACGUGAGUAUGUAGGGCAAUAACCAAACAUCGACCCUAUCAUGUAGGCCUUUCCCGAUUGCGCUGAGCACCUUUUGAGCACUUUUUUGAGUUUGGAGCACUAUUUUACAUUUUGAGCACCCUUAAGCACUUGUUUGCACUUUGGGCAACAUUUGAGCAAUAUUUCACAUUUCGAGCAAAUUUCGAGCAACAUAUGUCUUCUAAAACAUUUUAAAGCAAAAACUGUGUGUCGCUCGCAACGAGAACCGUGUUCCAGGUCAUAAAUUUGAAUAACUAAUGAUGUUGUCAAGAAUAAAAGACCGUUGACAUGGAAAGGCACGUGGACUUAUCCUUACUGAGCGUGAGAACAGAAGUUUCUGAUUGGCUGAUGUAUCAUGCGUGUGUCAUCUCAAAUUUCUACAUCUGAUGUCUAGGCUUUGUACUAGUACGAGUACUGCUGAAUUUAUUUACAAUUCGUAACCGGCUUUAGUUUUUUAAAAAUAUUAUUGUUCUAUAUUCUAUCAACCUUUCGUAACAACCUGUCGAAUAACACUACGCAAAAUAGAUUGUUAAUUACUUGAGUAAAAAUUGACAUAUUUACGAAAAGCUUAGAGGUAACUUUUCACAACUUUUAGCACUUUUUGAGCACUAUUCUGAGAUUUUGAGCACUUUUUGAGCACUUUUUAGCCAUUUUUGCCAGCACUUUUUUAGGAUUUUUCGAGAGCAAUCGGGAAAGGCCUACUACCAUGUUAAUGAUACAAGUAAGGUUUUCUGCAUUUACGUUAAGUGGUCUUUGUUUGAUCCACAAAAAUUGGCGCAUGACUGAAAUAAGAGUUUUUCCACAUCACCGCUAAAUGUUUGGUUCCGGGUGGCGGUGCAACAAAUCACGUGGUACCGUUCUAGAUCAGCCUACUGGCUGCUCAUAGAGGGGUCCAUAAAGGCACAUCGAUUGAUGACUCUGUAAGGCCUGAAGAAAAUAAUAUACGCAGACGUUUCGGCUGAGCGACGAAGGUGCAGCUUUUACACUCUUUUUUCGUUUCGGAAAAAGACGAGCACGCGAGAGGUCUCAGGUGACUAUGCUAACGUCAUGAAAAGUCUACUUAGCUUGUUUAAGUUUAGGGCAGGAGGAAGAGAUGGGUGGGUUGGUUGGCAUUGGGUUCUCCAUUAGGAUCAACCCUACACAUACAAAAAUUCAUGUCUUGAUCACUACAUUUAGAGCUAGUAGACUUUGUUUGAUCCACAAAAUUCGCGCAUAAAAAUAAAAGUUUUUCCUCGUCACCGCUAAAUGCUUGGUUCCGGGUGGCGGAGCACAAAUCACGUUGUAGCGUUCCAGAACAGCCUACUGGCUGCUCAUUUAAAAGGGGUCCGUAAAGGCACAUUAAUUGAUGACUCUGUGCGGCCUGAAGAAAAUUAUAUACGCAGACGUUUUCUGAGCGACGAAGUUGCUGCCUUUACACUUUUUUUUCUUUUCGGAAAGGGCCACUAACCUCUCUCCUUGCUCCUAGCCGCUAGGCGGUCGUUUUUGCCUGAGAGAUACCACUACGAAGGGGUUUUAGCACGCAAGUCACUACUGGUGCAGACCUAGGAAAAGGGCAUUCUCCAUCUGAAAUUUAAAUAGAAAUGAAAGGCUAUUUUGAGCCUUUUCUCUCUUUUCUCCGCAACGUAUUUGGUUAAAAGAUAGUAAGUAAAAUGGCUGAGGCAUUUUAAAGCAUUUUUUCAUUUACGCGACGGAUUUUGGCGUUAUGAAAAUAAACUUGUCAGUGAAUUGGUUUAUUUUCUAGCGUGCGAACAAGUGCCGGGGGGUGGUGGCGGAUAGAGCCAGGUGACUGUUCCCUUUUUUAGGUAGGAGCUAGCAGUACGUGCAUUCUGGCCCAAGGCCAAACUGUGUAGACUGGCCUUUAAGGGCCUCUGUUCGGGGGUGUGGGAUCAGAUAAAGUACAAUUCGUCAACAGCAGGUUGAGGUCUCGCCAGAAGAUGCCCUUGCUGCAGAGGAGCAAAGCAAUACCUUUCAGUAAUUUAGACAAGUUAAAUACUUGUAUUUCGCUUAUCAAAUGUGUCCAUUGUCCAUUGUCGAUUUGUGGUUUUUCAGGAACGUUCUUUUGCGGAGCAUUGGCCAAUUUUCCUUAAACAGUUUUACUCGUUUCCAUUUCCCUGCUCUACCUUCAUGUGGUAUAUGGCGUACGUGUGUACCUAAACCACUCAAUUCAUACAGAGGUGAUCGAUAGAGAGGUCUGUACGCCAAGCGGGGUUAAGAUUAGUUUAUCACAAGCAAAGGCUCAAAAGGUUAAGUGCAAAUAAAAGAAAACUAGUGUGAAAAGUUUUGCAGACUCGGCUUAGUAACUCUAUUUGUUUUCUUUCUCUAUUUGAGUUUCGGCUGGUACAUCCUAAAAUCAAGUUUAGUUCCACAUGUUUUGGAGAAUAUAAAAUAUAAAACUAAAAAAAAAACAGUGUUAAUUGUCAUUUUAUUUUUUCUUGUACACUCGUGCGACGAUUCAUCCUUUUCUGUACGGUUGCGUGACCCGACUCAGAUCACACACCGGCUUUCAUCACGCAACACAGCAUUAAGUCCGAGGCUAAACGACGGAAGAUUUCAGUAAACUGCGGCCACUUGCAGUUGAAACGACUGUGGUAAGUAAAUUCUUAGAGAUCUCGAAUCCCAUUUAGAGCUAGCACGCCGUUUCUAGCGGCUUUAUUUUAGGUGCAGAAACUCAAGGUCAAUAUUUACACUCAAUGAGGACUUAAUCUGAGCGUCGUCUUUUUCAGCUACUUGCGUGCAAUCAAAUGCAGUGUUAAUCUACUUAGUUUUUUUUUGUAACCAUCAAAUUGAAAAGCGUUUUUCAAAAGAUUUUAAGAGCUUCCCGUAAUGUGCCCCUUGUAAAAGAAGCUAAGUUUGCAAAAACUUUUGGGUGCCUACAGUCGCGGCUAGCUUGUUUGAGCGUUCCAACGUGCGAAACUACCCUGCACGUUUCGGUAUCUCAGCGACGCACUUUUGUAAUGCCGCCAAAAAUUUUUUAACACAAGAAACGGCAAAGGAUGUGCUUUAAAAUAGUGUUUGUUUCAUGUUGAAAUUCCAUGUAUCAAUUGUUUUUUUCAAUGGUGAAGUUAGGUCAAACUUGUCAUUUUUGAAAAGAGCCGAAAUCGUGUUUCUUCUUGCGGCCGACACAGCCACAUUUAAGCAGCUUAUCUAAAGAUAAUUGCUGAAUUAUAAAGCACAAGUCUGUGUUUGCUUUGUGACUUGAUUUCAUGUAGAGAUAUCAUCACGUUUUUAUGUACGAGCGCGAAGAAAAUGCUUAAUUUUCGCUAAUUUCAUACUCGAAAGAGCGCCGAUUUAGCGUUUUUCAAACUUUGCCCGAUUCAGGAAAAAAUAAAAAGCCGUUACAAGUUUUAAUGUGAUUUUUGAAAUAAGUGUACUAUAGAGAUCAUUUGGGCAAAAUAUGAAGAAAUUCAAAAAUUCACGACUGUCAACCGAUUCUCGAAAAUUACAGACAUUGGCUCUUAAUAUUCUUUCUCUCCAUUCACUUUAUAAAUUUCAUGUUUCUUGUUUUGUAUUCUCACACUUUAAUCGCCUUUUACCUGCCUCUCUUUCCUCGCUCCUCCACUUUAAUCGUGAUUUUCAUGAUUAUCUAACUCGUUCUCGUUUCAACUUGCAUAAAAUGUCCCUCAGGUAUCAGUUUGCGAUUAGUUCUCAAGCCCCGACUAUUUGGAACGAUAUUCUCUUGACUGUCCGUGACAGCCUUACCACUAGUAACUUUAAAAAAAACCUAAAACUUCACUUUUUAAGCCUGAAUUGAACUAGCGCAGGAUUCUCAUAGUUUAUUGUUAGUUUAUUUGUCACUAGUUCCUUCUCUGUUAUAGGACUGCAUGCAUGUAAACCUAUUUAAUUUCAGUUUUGUAUCUUGUUUUAGUUUUGUAGUUCAGCCUACAGUCUUCAUUUCUAUACAAAAUAAUUUCUGUCAUUCUGACCACAGGCCGUAUAAUCCCCCGGCUUUGGCUUUACUGAGUUUGUACUAUAUGAGCGAUGGAAUGAUAAAGUUACAGUUAAGUUAAAAAGGCCUCGCGUGUCCUAAUACGUUACGUUUCCAACUCAUCGCGACUAAUCUCGGCCUACAAAACCUACUAUCGAAAUUGCCACUAACGUUUUCUUCUGGUGACUUCAUUACAAUAUAAAUGUUACUCGUCAAUACUAGACCACCGUAUAUUUAAUACUGCAGACGCUUCUUCACUGCAGCCAUUUUGUUAUGCCCAUUGAGUUGCGCAGUGUAAGGGAAUCGGGGAAAGUUUUGCUUGUGCAAUCGGAAAUCGAGGCUUUACAUCCGGAAUACAACUCCAGGAAUUCGGAUCCCGGUAACGCUUGGAAUCAAGUCUGGAAUACAAGUUCCACUGACCGGGAUCCAGUAUCUAAAAUCCGGAAUCCACCGUGUGAAAUGCAGAAUCCAAGACUGUCUUGGAUGUGCUUGGAUGGGGAGACGGAGGGGGGCAGUCCAACUUAACUCCAGCGUUAGGCUGGCAACGACGAGUUGUUUCGAUGCGAAACAAUAUGUUUUGUGUGGAUGGACCCUUAAAAUGCGAACUACGUACUAACAGUAACGAAUGUGGUAUAGUUUUAUUCGUUUUAUAAAUUUUCCUGUAGAACCAGUGACAAGAGGUAACGAAAGAAAAUAUGUCUGAUAAAACAAGACUUGUCGAAG
This is a messenger RNA of Porites evermanni, 11560 nucleotides long. Lineage: Eukaryota; Metazoa; Cnidaria; Anthozoa; Scleractinia; Poritidae. The record is from the annotation of a GenBank genome assembly.